CGUACUCCUCCCAUACGAAUCAUUUGGCUUCGUAACCUUGAUUACCCCAGCGAACAAACAAUAUGGUAGGCUCAUAACAAUUUUAAUUUUUUUCAUUUUAACCGCUUUCAUUGUCGAAUUUUGAAAUUCCGCUAAAUUUGGAAAAUUACGCGAUGUAUAUAGUGCCGGAUCAUAAUGGCUGAAGGAGGAAAUUAUUCAUUUUUCAACCAUAAUCUACGCACAACCGCAACGAAGCAAUCGUUUGAACGACCAAAGCUUCUUCACCAAAGGCAGUCUCAAUCAGCUGGAAAUAUAUUCCAGUCAUCAUCAUCACACAACGAUACGCCAUUAUUAGUCAAAGAAGCAAGUGCUCAAAACGUGAAAUUCGCCCCACAUCCUCCCACUUCUCCUCGCUCUAAUUCGCGACCUGCCGGCGAAGUGAGUCCUCGUGUAGCGGCGUUGAAUUCAAAAGGAAUCAAAAGAACUCGCAAUGAAUCAACCAGAAACUCUGCGUCGGGAUCAGAAGACGAAAGGAGAAGUCAUAAACAUGUUGCGAAUGUUGCGCUAGAUCCGUUACCUUUGAAACGUAGAGGUAGCACGGGAAGUUUGGAUAGCAUUGGUUCUAGUGAAUCUUUAGGAAGCCCUCGCGAUAGGAAUCGAAGUAUUAAUCGCAAUCUUAGGGGAAUAGAACCUCUGAAAGAUAUCGGAUCAGAAAAGGAUCUCGUUCAUAGCUUUAAAUCUAAUCAGAAUAACGCUAAAAACAACGAUUUUGCUAAGAAGGUUUUGAAAAAGAAUGUUGUUCAUCCUUUGAGAGUUGAGCCACAACAAGUUCUGUCAACGGGUGACAGCUCAACACAGACAGAAUCUACAUGGAUUCAUUCAAAAUCCGAGCAAUCAAUUGAAGUGAAAAACGAGACCCCUGCAGAAGAUGAAAUUACAUUGUCCUCUUCAAAUGACAGCUUAACCAGUGUAAGUGACAGUGAAGAAAAUUCACUAAGUGUGAGUGAUGCUGAAGGAAAAUCGGAUGGCAAGGGAAACCACAGACACCCCAACUCCACUCUUCCAACACUACCUGAUCAAUUGAAUGCAAAAAGGGAAGGAGUUGCCUCAGCUGAUUUGUAUGAGAGUGUGACUAUCAAGGCGAGUAAUCAUCGUGAAAAUGAUCCAACUAAGCAAGGCCUUGGAAGAACUCUAAAGGCAAAUUCAUCAGGAUUAUACGAGAAUAUACAUCCUAAUGAAGAAAAUCAGGAUAAGAUUCAGCAUAACUCUGCUUCUGAUCUACGACAACUGAGUAAGGCAUUAGAGCAGGUAGCCACUAAUGAAAGGUGUUCAUCAGAAACAGACUUGUCAAAUUGGCCCACUGGAGAAUUCUUAAGUAGUGCAACAUCAAUGGUACUUCCACGUGUCUCAGCAAGAAGGGCACGGACGAGAAGUGGCAACUUUUUAAAGGAGGAAAUGGAACGCUAUUUGCCUGAUAGAAAAAUUGGAAUAUUUGUUGCUACUUGGAAUAUGCAUGAGGAAAAGGAAGUUCCGUUUUACUUAGACGACUUUCUAAUCCCAGACUCAACUGACUUUUUACAAGAUCUUUAUGUCAUAGGCUUGCAAGAAAGUACAUCGCAGCGAAAAGAAUGGGAGAUCCGUCUUCAAGAAACCCUAGGCCCAUCACAUGUAUUGAUGUACUCCUGCUCAUUUGGUUUGCUGCAUUUGGCAAUUUUCAUCAGAAGAGAACUUGUCUGGUUUUGUUCUGCUGUUAGUGAAGAUAGUGUGUCUACUCGAGUGGGACAUAUGAUAAAAACCAAGGGAGCACUGGCAGUUUCAUUCAGCAUUUUUGGAACGUCAUUCCUUUUUAUUGAUUCUCACUUUACCUCUGAUGAGGGAAAAGUUCUAGACCGUGUGAAUGAUUACAAGACAAUCUGCAAGUCUCUGUCACUAUCACCUGAGAAUCAGCCAGAUAGAACUAAUGAGUCAGACUUGACAGCCAACUUUGAUCGAGUAUUUUGGUUGGGAGAUUUUAACUUCAGGGUGACUCUUGGUAGAUCAGAAGUGGAUGAGAUGCUUGAGAAAUAUAAAGAUCAGGAAAACCCUGAGUUUAAAGAUUUGUUAGCAAAGGAUCAGCUACUAGACCUACGCGAGCAAGGAAAAGUGUUUGUUGGGUUCACGGAACCGCCCAUCAGAUUUCUACCAAGUUACAAGCAUGACAUACAGAGUGACGACUAUGACUCAUCUUCGAAGAACAGAACUCCAUCUUGGACGGAUCGUGUUCUUUAUCGCAGUAAGGAUCCCUCAAGUAUCCAACCUGUCAUGUACAACAGCUGUGUUUCAGUCAAAACUUCAGAUCACAGGCCCGUGUUUGGUAUUUAUCAAGUAAAACUCAACCCUUGUGGGGAAAAUAUCCCUUUGACUGGCGGCCAGUUUACGCGAGAUGUUUAUAUUGAAGCCAAUCGCAGGCGAUCGCUUGGGCCCAAGUCUCAAGGUCAAAGUUCUGUAUGUGUCAUCCUUUGACCGUCAAGAACCCAAGUCUGCGUUCAGGAGGCAACGUCAAAAAGCCAGUGGGUCACAUCUGGGUCCGCAACAUACAGGUGCGACCCGUAAAUUGCUAUAGGCUAUAGCAAAAUGCUAACAAAUGGCAGAAAAAAGCAUCUGAUAUAAUGCAUACGAUUAUAUUUUAUUGCGUUGUAUAUCUUGUAAAAAGAUCUAUUUAAACAGAAAAUUCGUUCAAUCCAUUGGCUUGCCCUUGCUUAUUUAUGUUACACGUACAUGUCGGAAGGAUUAGAUGUUCAUAUUUUAAUAGUCUUAACGGCUUCUUUCCCUCGAUUUGUUUGAGUGGUAAUAAAAUAAUGACAAACGAA
Molecule: messenger RNA, 2828 nt
Organism: Stylophora pistillata
Lineage: Eukaryota; Metazoa; Cnidaria; Anthozoa; Scleractinia; Pocilloporidae
Biological process (GO): phosphatidylinositol dephosphorylation
Molecular function (GO): phosphatase activity
Source: RefSeq, a predicted model, not a curated record